UACAUCUAGAUCUUGAGCCAUUUUUCUUUACCUUGUUUCUGUUAUUUUCAUUCCAUAUUUGAUUUUAUUUCCUUUAGCAAAAUGAUGUCUUUUUUCUUUUGGUAUAGAUCACAAAUCUUCCAAUGGCGCUGAAUGUAAAAGAAGCAUCUUCCUCAAACUCUUCUGACUCCAAUUCAACACAAAACUGGAAGUUUGACGUGUUUAUGAGUUAUAGGGGUUCAGAUAUUCGCAUAAGCUUCGUAGGGUACUUAUAUGCUGCGUUAUGUAAGGAAGGAUUCAAAGUUUAUUCGAAUUAUUUGGAUGAUCUGUCGCCAGUUAUCACAAAUGAAUUCCUAAAAGCAAUCGAGGAUUCUCGUUUUGCGAUUGUUCUUAUCUCUCAAAGUUAUGCAGAUUCUGAAUUUUGUUUAGAUAUGCUCCAACAUAUUCUUGCCACAAGAAAACAAUUAGGACAACAAGUUAUUCCCAUAUUUUAUGGUGUAGAUCCAUCUGAUCUGAGAGAUCAAAAAAAGAGUUUCGCUGUUGCUUUGGACUUUUGGGAAAGGAAGUUCCAAGAUGACGUACCACACAAAGUGCAAAAAUGGAAGGAUUGUUUAACAGAAGUUGCUGACUUAUCUGGUUUCAAUUCCAAGGGAUUGUACGAAGCAGAACUAGCUCAAAACGUGGUCGAGCAUUUACGGAUCCAAUUUGGACUACGUAAUUAAAGUGAGACAGUUAUUGGUCGGAGAAUUUAUGAAAUACAAUACUGUCUGUGCGCCAGCGCGUGGUUUCCUAUGUCAUUUCAUAUGAUUGAUGUUUUACUCUUUGGAUUAAUAAGUAAAUAAGACCCUGAAUUAUUAUCCAAAAA
Prosopis cineraria is the source of this 844-nucleotide messenger RNA. RefSeq names its product TMV resistance protein N-like. Gene Ontology annotation, biological process: signal transduction. The transcript is spliced from 2 exons. The record is from RefSeq and is a predicted model, not a curated record. The coding region runs from base 123 to 701 and encodes 192 amino acids. Lineage: Eukaryota; Viridiplantae; Streptophyta; Magnoliopsida; Fabales; Fabaceae.